CCAGACUGGCAACCCUAUCUCCCCCAGAAUGGGGAUAAUAUCGAAGUGGCUUUCUCCUAUUCCCCUGUGUUGUGGCCUUGGUCCGGAUACUUGGCAAUUUCCAUCUCUGUAGCAAAGAAAGCAGCAUCUUGGGAAGGCAUUGCUCAAGGACAUGUGAUGAUCACAGUAUCAUCCCCUCCAGAAAAUGAAUCUAAGAACGGUGCAGAGCAGACUUCAACGGUGAAGCUUCCGAUAAAAGUGAAGAUUAUUCCUACUCCACCUCGUAGUAAGCGAGUCCUUUGGGAUCAAUAUCAUAAUCUCCGUUAUCCACCAGGAUACUUCCCCAGGGAUAAUUUGAGGAUGAAGAAUGAUCCGUUAGAUUGGAACGGUGACCAUAUCCACACAAACUUCAGGGACAUGUACCAGCACCUAAGGAGCAUGGGGUACUUUGUUGAGGUUCUUGGUUCCCCGUUUACAUGUUUUGAUGCAAGUCAGUAUGGGACUUUACUGAUGGUGGACAGUGAAGAAGAGUAUUUUCCCGAAGAGAUCACCAAGCUGAGGAGGGAUGUUGACAAAGGGCUUUCACUUAUAGUGUUUAGUGACUGGUACAACACAUCCGUCAUGAGAAAAGUCAAGUUUUACGAUGAAAACACAAGACAGUGGUGGAUGCCUGAUACUGGAGGUGCUAAUAUACCAGCUCUCAAUGAUCUGCUUUCUGUCUGGAAUAUGGCCUUUAGUGAUGGGCUGUAUGAAGGCGAUUUUACCAUGGCAAGUCAUGAAAUGAAUUACGCAUCAGGAUGCAGUAUUGCAAAGUUUCCAGAAGAUGGCAUUGUCAUUGCACAGACAUUUAAGGAUCAAGGUCUUGAAGUUUUAAAACAGGAGACAGCUGUAAUUGAAAAUGUCCCUAUUUUGGGACUUUACCAAGUUCCUUCUGAAGGCAGUGGCAGGAUCGUUUUGUACGGCGACUCGAACUGCUUGGAUGACAGCCAUCGACAGAAAGAUUGCUUUUGGCUCCUGGAUUCUCUCCUGCAGUACACUUCUUAUGGGGUGACACCACCAAGCCUCAGCCAUUCUGAAAACAGACAGCGACCACCGUCAGGAGCUGGCUACUCUCUCCCCGAGCGGAUGGAAGGUAACCAUUUACAUCGAUACUCAAAGGUGCUCGAGGCUCAUCUGGGAGACCCUAAACCCCGGUCCCUUCCUGCUUGUCCUCAUCUCUCCUGGGCCAAACCACAGCCUUUGAAUGAAACUGCCCCCAGCAACCUUUGGAAACACCAAAAGUUACUGUCAAUUGACCUCGAUAAGGUGGCUCUGCCCAGUUUUCGACAGAACCGACCCCAGGUGAGACCGUUGUCCCCUGGAGAAAGUGGAGCGUGGGACAUUCCUGGAGGUAUAAUGCCUGGCCGGUACAACCAGGAUGUAGGACAGACCAUUCCGGUCUUUGCUUUUCUUGGUGCCAUGGUAGUCCUGGCGUUCUUUGUGGUGCAGAUCAACAAAGCGAAGAGCAGGCCAAAGAGACGGAAACCACGAGUGAAACGACCGCAGCUGAUGCAGCAGGUUCAUCCACCAAAGACGCCUUCUGUUUGAAAGCUCUCGCUUGCCAAAGAUCACCUCCUUUUACUGCUUGCUUUCCUGGGCGACCGACGGCUCCCGGCGAAGGUACAGUGAAUGCGGCAUUGCUCGUACCAGUGGUUCACACCUGACAUCAUCUCAUAGCCUUUGGUUUCUGGAGAAGGAAAAAAAAAACCAUAAAGGACCUCAGUUGAUUGUACAUAAAACUGCAGCUUUAAGCAGCCGAAGCCACCAAAGACUUGAAUACUGUUUAAGUGGCUGCUUAGUCGCUACAUAUCCCAAGAGGGGGAAAAUGGACCUUUUUUUUUUUUUUUUAAGCUGACCAAACUAAAAUUUAUUUGUUUAGAGGCUAUUUUCUAUAUUUAUUGGUGGGGAGGGCGGGGGAAAAGUCACUUUAAGGACCUCUGCUAAGGAAAAACGAGUGCAUUUUUUUGGAUGGAAUGCCAUUUUCUAGAGCGGCGUUACGCUGAAGAGUAUAACGUGCACCAUUAAAGAAGGGGAAAGGGGCAAGAGAGACCAGGACAGAUUGGUGAGACGUUCUCCUGCAG
Mesitornis unicolor (brown roatelo) is the source of this 2099-nucleotide messenger RNA. RefSeq names its product membrane-bound transcription factor site-1 protease. NCBI's taxonomy places the organism in Eukaryota, Metazoa, Chordata, Aves, Mesitornithiformes, Mesitornithidae. The transcript is spliced from 11 exons. The annotation marks the transcript as partial. Gene Ontology annotation, molecular function: serine-type endopeptidase activity. The record is from RefSeq and is a predicted model, not a curated record. Gene Ontology annotation, cellular component: Golgi apparatus.